AUGGUCUCUCAAAAGCCCAGCUACCGCAUCGCGUCCAUCCCGGGCGACGGAAUAGGGAUCGAAGUCGUUCAAGCCACCAUACAGGUGGUAGAAAAGCUCGCCAAGACCCUUGGAACAUUUGACAUCGAAUUCGCCCACAUUCCCUGGGGAACUGCAUACUACAAGGAACACGGCCGAUAUGUGUCAGAAGAUUGCUUGGACACGCUACGCAAAUUCGAUGCAGGACUGUUCGGUGCCGUCGGUGCCCCAGAUGUUCCGGACCACAUUUCUCUCUGGGGUCUCUUGCUAGCGAUUCGUGGACCGCUACAGUUAUAUGCCAAUGUCCGUCCUGUGCGCACAUUCCCCGGCACCCAAUGCCCUCUCAAAACCGCCACCGAGGGAAUCGAUUGGAUGCUUGUGCGCGAAAACUCCGAAGGGGAGUAUUCCGGUCAGGGCGGACGCAGUCAUGUCGGCCAGCCGUGGGAGGCUGCGACGGAGGUGGCUAUGUUCACCCGGGUGGGUAUCGAAAGAAUUAUGCGCUUCGCGUUUGAAAUCGCUCGAUCCAGGCCCCGUAAGCAACUGACGGUAGUGACGAAGAGUAACUCCAUGCGGAAUGGUAUGGUGCUUUGGGACCAGGUUGCGGCAGAAGUCGCAAAGGAUUUCCCCGAUGUUACCUGGGACAAGAUGCUGGUUGACGCAAUGACCGUCCGCAUGGUGGCGAAGCCUCAGUCUAUUGACACAAUCGUGGGAACUAAUCUGCACAUGGAUAUCCUGUCCGAUCUGGCGGCUGCGCUGGCUGGGUCCAUUGGUGUGGCUCCCUCCAGUAACCUGGAUCCAACCCGGAAGAGUCCCUCCAUCUUUGAACCGGUGCAUGGCAGUGCGUUUGACAUCACUGGAAAGGGGGUGGCCAACCCUGUGGCUACUUUCUGGUCCGCCGCGGAGAUGCUGUCCUGGUUAGGUGAAAAGGAGGCGUCGAAGAAGCUCAUGGAUUGUGUGGAGAAAGUAUGCGCCGCAGGGAUUUUGACUCCGGAUCUUGGAGGAACCGCGAAGACCCAGGGGGUUGUAGAUGCUGUGAAUAAGGAGAUUGAACGCUUGCCCAGCAAGCAUCAUGUCCAUGCCAGGAUGGAGUCCUCGGAUCACACGUCUGGUCCGUCAGAAAUUGGUUCCCUGACGGCGCAAUCUAAUGAAGAGAGCCAAUUUGUCGGAAGUUCGAGCGGCGUUUACUUUAUAAAUACUGUCCGACAGGCCUUCUCACAGAAUCUGAACCCUUUGGGUGCAGCCUCAGGACAGGAGUUUCCGCAGCCAGAGGACACCCUCGUGGGCAGUGAUGGCUCGCAUCAUGAUAAGCGCUCUGCCCCGUCCUCCGCCAAAGCAUCGCCGAUGCCGGCAGGUGAGCAACCGUUUUGCCAAUGGGAAUAUGAUCCAGCAAUGGCAGCUAUACUAGGUCAAGCACCGCCAUUGGACAUUGCGAGAGAGCUCAUGAUGGUAUACUUCAGAGUUUGGCAUCCUUUGUUUCCCUUUCUGCAUGGGCCAACCUUCCUGCAAGCAAUGGAACUACUCUAUUCGGGUCACCGCAAGAGUCAGUCCAUUCAAUUGUCGCCAGAUCACCGAAAUACAUGCUGGACGGUGAUCUUCCAGUGUGUGUUUAAUCUAGCCAGCCAUUUGAGGCCCGACUUAUGUCUUCCGCCAGAGUCCCAAAUUGAGUCAUCUAGCAAAAUGCAUUCAUUACUCAGUUCUCUUUCAUUCAGAAACGAUCUCUCUUCUCUGCAAGCGCUGCUAGCUUCUCAGUUGUAUUUGGUGACCAAAAUGUCGCUUCGAACGGCCUCGACUGUGGGCGGUUGCAUGCUACGAUCAAUGAUGCAUGCCGGCCUUCAUCGCUGUCCGUUUCGGUAUAGAGAGCUUUCCUCACAUGACCGGCAGUUGCGCAAGAGGGUUUUUUGGUGUGCAUAUGCCAUUGACCGAUACUUGAGCCAGGCUCUUGGUCUACCUCUCGGCAUUCAGGAUUCUGAUAUCGAUGUCUGUCCUCCGGGGGGCGACGAGAUCCAUUUCCCUGGAUCAUUUAGUGCCCAAGGGCUCAGAAUGGGCCUGUGUUCUUUCAACUUUCCCAGCGAGAGGGCAUUAUCUGCACCAGAAAGCAGCGCUGAUGCCAUACAACUGCCCAUUGAGCAACCAGCUGAAGCUGACUCUCAUGGCAAUACGUCGAGCGACUCCGAGCCGCUCCAGAACAAACGAGAGAUCGCUUUUGCAAGCUACGUUGAAUCCGGCAAACUCACCGGCCGCGCACUAGAACUCUUUCAUAAAUCCAUCCUCGUACGCUCCAUCCGUCGCAGCUCCGUCCUCUUCCUCAUCACCGAUGUCCACAAAUGGUGGAACGGUCUCUCAAUCGAUCUCCAAACCCUAAAUCUCACCAUCGACCAAGGCGCCCCGACAGAUAAACCUUUCAACUUCGGGCCAUUUUUCACCGUCCUUUACCAACACCUUAUCCUCCUUAUCAACCGACCUUCCCUAUCCCUAAGUCCCUCAACGCCCGAAUUCUGCUCGGGCCUCCAAACCUGCAUCGGGGCCGCCCGAGAAAUCCUAACCGCACUCAAGGCACAGGUAAAUUCCAAGCAAGCAUUAUUCUGGCCCGGAUUUCUUUCCGCUUCCUGGAUGUCCGGCCUCGUCAUUGCCUUUGCCUGUCAACUUCGACAAUAUGUCUUACCAAAGGGAUUGCAAGAAAUUACUGAAUGCCUCGAGUUCCUCCAUAUCAUGUCCACGCAAUGGGAAACAGCCAAAAAUUGCCACCGAGCACUAGCACUCUUAUCCCGAAACAUCCAGCACGCAAGCACAGCACAUCGACCUUCCGAACCAAUCUCCGGAAGAAUCAGACCAGAAGACGAUCCCGACACCAGAAAGAAACGGCGGUUAAACUCCCAUCCCACCAUGAGGAAUUCUCGACUCGGAUCCCCAGGUCUCGAAACCACGGAUAACGAUAGUGAUGACAAUGAUGGUACUCGGAAUUUGAAUGCAACGAAUGUAUCGUAUGCGUACGAUAUACAAGCUUUGAAUAACCCGUCCGAAAUGUUACAAAGUAAUACUUCUGGGAAUCGGUUGUUGUUGUCUCCUGAUACUGUGGAAAGUGCGGAAGAUCGACUUUUUUUUCCCGACGGAGGUGCGCAUAAUGCGAUGGAUUUUGAAUUGAAUAUGGUCGAUUUACUUCAGGGAGCGAACUUCGAUAAUUUGUUUGAUAUGUUCGGGCAACAGUACCCGAGUUUUUGA
Molecule: messenger RNA, 3237 nt
Organism: Aspergillus alliaceus
Lineage: Eukaryota; Fungi; Ascomycota; Eurotiomycetes; Eurotiales; Aspergillaceae
Product: transcription factor
Exons: 4
Coding region: 1-3237 (1078 amino acids)
Biological process (GO): DNA-templated transcription
Molecular function (GO): NAD binding; zinc ion binding; DNA binding
Source: RefSeq, a predicted model, not a curated record